ACCUCUUUUGCUUUUUGUUCCAAGAAAGAAAGAAAAAAAAGAAAAAGAUUCGUACUUUUUAACUCUAUAAGCUGUACAAUUUAAGUCCAUUCCCGGGUCCAUCUUUUUAAUCAGAGUCCCACCAAAUUGCUAUUUCUUUCUGAUAGUGGUGAUGGAGUUCUGAAAUUUAGAGCGCACCAACCCAAUUUAUGACACUUUCAUGAUUGUGUGCAGUGCAGGUUUGAGUAAUUAGACCAUAAGUUGUAAAAGCUCAAAUGGAUACACUGUCUAAUACAGAUGAUUAUGAUUUGGGUUAUCAACCUUCACUUUCUUCAGUGGAUCAAAAUGAUCAUUCAACCUCAGAAACUCCAGGGCGUUCGACACUGAGUGGCAGUCCUUAUGCUUAUUGCAGAACUAAUUCUGAGACCUCAGCCUUCUCAGAGCAAACAGAUGACAACAAUAGCUUUUCAAGUGAACCUUCUCCUUCUCGAUGGCCGGUAGCCAAAUCCAGAUCCCUUACCAGACUAGGCAUGAAACCCAAGAAGAAAACUCUCGACGAUAAACUUGAUGAUCAUGAAUCUACUGAUUUAGAGCUUGAAAUGAUGAAGGAAAGAUUUGCAAAGCUUUUGUUGGGGGAAGACAUGUCUGGAAGUGGGAAAGGUGUCACAACUGCAGUUACCAUUUCAAAUUCCAUAACCAACCUCUAUGCAACUGUAUUUGGACAAAAUUUGAGGCUAGAACCUCUGAAUCCUGAGAAGAAGGCUUUAUGGAAAAGAGAAAUGGAUUGUCUAUUAUCUGUGUGUGAUUUCAUAGUAGAAUUUAGCCCAAUCUUGCAAGAUUUAGAUGAUGGGACAACCGUGGAGGUGAUGGCGAGUACACCAAGAUCAGAUAUUUAUAUUAACCUUCCUGCAUUGCAAAAGCUUGACAUGAUGCUCAUAGAAAUACUGGAUAGUUUCGAAGAUACAGAAUUCUGGUAUGCAAAACAAGGGAGCAUGUCAGGGAAUUCAAUUCGUACAGGCUCAUUUCGAAAGGUUACUCAGAGGAAAGAAGAGAAAUGGUGGUUGCCUGUUCCAUGUGUAGAUCCACGUGGCCUCUCUGAGAAGGCAAGGAAGCAUUUGCAGCACAAACGUGACUGUGCUAAUCAAAUUCACAAAGCUGCCAUGGCCAUCAAUAGUACUAUUCUUGCUGAGAUGGAAAUCCCAGACACAUACCUGGCAACUCUUCCAAAGAGUGGAAAAGCGUGUCUAGGAGAUUCAAUUUACCGCUAUAUCUGUACUGCAGACCAAUUCUCACCCGACCAUCUUCUUGACUGUCUCAAUAUGACAUCAGAACAUGAAGCACUAGAGCUUGCAGACAGGGUUGAAGCUUCCAUGUACACAUGGAGGCGUAAAGCUUGUCUAAGCAAUUCAAAAUCAUCUUGGGACCUGGUAAAGGAUCUCAUGGCUGAAACAGACCGGAGUGACAAAAAUCAUGUCCUAGCAGAGAGGGCCGACAGUUUAUUGUUCUGCCUGAAGCAAAGGUAUCCUGAACUGUCACAGACAACCUUGGACACAAGCAAGAUUCAGUGCAAUAAGGACGUGGGGAAAGCAAUACUGGAGAGCUACUCAAGGGUGUUGGAAGGUCUUGCUUUCAACAUUGUGGCUUGGAUUGAAGAUGUUCUUUAUGUAGACACAACUAUGAGAAACGAACAAUAAAGCCAUAAGAAAUGGGUCCAACGUCAAAGUGGAAGACAUACAUGCUUUUCUCUGGCAGUUCAUCUCAACUAUUUUUGCUACAAACUUUCCAAGAAGGAAGAGACAGUGUAUGAUCCUAGGAAGUUUACUUGUACGUGCAUGAACUUGAAUUGUUAGCUGUGAUACGUAAAACAUUCUUUUUUUACAUUUGUUUAAUGAAUUUUAGCUUAACUUGUACAUUA
This is a messenger RNA of Quercus robur (English oak), 1894 nucleotides long. Its product is annotated as rop guanine nucleotide exchange factor 3. The transcript is spliced from 7 exons. The record is from RefSeq and is a predicted model, not a curated record. The coding region runs from base 255 to 1673 and encodes 472 amino acids. Gene Ontology annotation, molecular function: guanyl-nucleotide exchange factor activity. Lineage: Eukaryota; Viridiplantae; Streptophyta; Magnoliopsida; Fagales; Fagaceae.